Messenger RNA from Macrobrachium nipponense, 906 nucleotides. RefSeq names its product putative nuclease HARBI1. The transcript is spliced from 4 exons. The record is from RefSeq and is a predicted model, not a curated record. NCBI's taxonomy places the organism in Eukaryota, Metazoa, Arthropoda, Malacostraca, Decapoda, Palaemonidae. The coding region runs from base 1 to 906 and encodes 301 amino acids.
AUGAGGACCUCUACGUCUGUUUGUGUAACGGCUGCUUCUACAGUACAGGACUCCUGGUUGGAAGAUCUUGCUCACUGCACAAGUAAGGCGAAAGUGCAACAUCGAAUUGAGAAACAAGACACCAAUAUGAGGGAUUCUAUAUCUGCAUUAGCUCGACUGGAGGCAACACUCUUAUUUCUCAGCACUGGAGCCAGCUACUCAUCACUCCAGUAUUCUACACGAAUUUCUAAGCAGAGUUUGUCACAAAUAGUACCAGACACCUGCCAAGCAAUAUAUGAGCUGAAGGAUGAGUAUCUGCAGACGCCUAGUACCCCAGAGAAAUGGAAAAGUGUGGCAGACGGCUUCAACACAAGAUGGAACUUCCCAAACUGUCUGGGGUCAAUUGAUGGAAAGCACAUUGCCAUAACGGCUCCAGCUGGUAGUGGUUCCUAUUAUUACAAUUAUAAAGGCAACUACAGCGUCGUGCUAUUGGCCAUAUGUGAUGCAAAUUCUGAUUUCAUAUAUGUUGACGUUGGUAGAAAUGGGAGAGUGUCCGACGGUGGUGUGUGGGACAUGAGUAAUAUGAAUGUGUGCAUUGAAAAUGGAAAUGCAGGUCUACCACCGGAUUCCAUGCCUCCUGGGAGUGAGAGGACACUGCCAUACGUUUUUGUUGCAGAUGACGCUUUUCCAUUAAAACGUCAUAUCAUGAAACCAUUCCCACAUAGUAAUCAGAACCGUUCUGAACGCAUUUUCUCAUACUGUCUCGCUCGGGCUCGAUGUACAGUAGAAAAUGCAUUUGGAAUCCUAGCCAACAGAUUUCGCGUGUUCCUCACACCAAUUAAUCUGCCUCCUGGGAAGGUUGAUAACAUUGUCCUAGCAUGCACGACUCUCCAUAACUACCUACGCAGAGACCAUGUUAGUACAUAA